ACUGUGUCCCAUACGGUAUUAGAAUCAGUUGCACGUCUAUCGUUUCGUAGUACGUAUUCGAAUAUUCGACGAAGUGUAUAAAAACAAACUAAAUUUGUACAUUAUUGUCUCGUAUUCGUACAUACGGAAACAAAUAAUCUAAUAGUCGCGAUGUUCAGAAUUGAGCUUGACAAGUGUUUCGAAAUUCCGCAAUUGCAAAUUGAAUUGAUCGGACAUUACAGUAUCGAUGGCAAUUCGAAAUAUCGCGGUGACUUGUCGCAAUUGAAAUAUUACGUUCCCCCUUUAGAUUUUAACAAUGUAAAUUACGAUCUGAACGAAAAUAUUGCGUCCACGAAAUACAAGCCAAAUUCGUACGUCAAAUUAGAUGACGUAUGUAAAUGGAUUUUAAAUAAUUUUACACGCGUGGAAAGACUAAUGUCAACGGAAAAAGACCGCUGGUUGAAUGUAGACUUUGUCUGUCGCCGUGGAGCAUUCACCACGAUACUGUCCAGUCCGUAUGUGCAAUAUGAUUGUGAUUGGAUUAUAUGCGCCAGCAAAUAUCGUGGUACGAUAUAUUUAUGCAAAUUUUAUACAGAUGCACAAGAACGUAAUCAUGGAAAUUCAAUGGAUAAACGAGGCGAAGCGUGGGGAUUUAAAUUUGAGCAAUAUAUGGUAGCAGAUCACCCGUCACACCAACCAGACACAUCAAAACCUGUUAAUGCAAGCGAAGCAUUUCACUGCGUAUUUCAAGCAAACUAUGGUGAUCACUCAUUACUCUAUGAGGCAGAAAUCGAUGGGAUUGUAUCACAAGAUUAUAUAACAGAUACGCUUGUUGGCAAACAAUUUGAAAUAAUCGAAUUGAAAACAAUCGGUUUUCGUCAAAUAGAACAAUUAUCCGCCAAAUUUACACCAAAAAAAAUAUCGGACAUGUGGAACCAAAAUAGUUUGGCGGGUGUAAGAAGAAGUAUAUUUGGAUUAAGGGAAGGAAAAAGUAGUAUAGUAAAAUCGAUACAAGAAUGUUCCACUGACGAUUUGUUAAACCUUUCGUUCGCUCAUUUUAAUGUGAACCACUGUAAAGCAUUCUGCAAACUGUUUCUAGACAAUGUUAAAAAAAUUGUCACUAAAGAUCAUAACGAGUGCAUGUAUAAGUUUUAUCGGGAUACACGAAACAAAAAUACUAUAUAUUAUAGUGAAGAAGCGCCUGAUAAUGAUAAAUAUAUUUUUCUCAAGCCGCAGUUUAUUCACGAAGCAGAUAAAUACAAAUAAAAAUAUUCUUAUACACAAGUAAAAAAACAAAACUCAUAUAUAAUAUUCAGUUUUUUAAUAUUCAAUAAAUAGUCGCUUAAAACGUGGGUUUAAACAUUUUAAAUAAUAUAAGAUAUGAAUUAGUGAUAUUACAUGGUAAUAUUACUGAUAUAGAAAAGUUAUACACACCAAAUAUAUGUAAUAAAAGCAUGUAUAUAAAACUGUAAAAAAAA
Pseudomyrmex gracilis is the source of this 1457-nucleotide messenger RNA. It is a transcript of the gene Rai1, whose product is annotated as decapping and exoribonuclease protein. Bases 151 to 1245 code for a protein of 364 amino acids. Gene Ontology annotation, molecular function: mRNA 5'-diphosphatase activity. Gene Ontology annotation, cellular component: nucleus; cytosol. The record is from RefSeq and is a predicted model, not a curated record. Lineage: Eukaryota; Metazoa; Arthropoda; Insecta; Hymenoptera; Formicidae. The transcript is spliced from 4 exons. Gene Ontology annotation, biological process: nuclear-transcribed mRNA catabolic process; NAD-cap decapping.